Paramuricea clavata is the source of this 2812-nucleotide messenger RNA. Lineage: Eukaryota; Metazoa; Cnidaria; Anthozoa; Malacalcyonacea; Plexauridae. The record is from the annotation of a GenBank genome assembly.
AUGGCCGCAAAAAGUGCUUCAAAAGAUAUAAAGUAAUUUUCUUUAUUUUUCUUUGUUUUGUCUAUGUAUUUCCAAGCUACUAAAAGAAUAUGUUUGUUCAGAUAUAUUUCAGUACAUAAUGCUUCAUAAUAUUUGAAUUAUUUGGUAUUUAGGCGGGCAAAAACACAUAAAGGCAGACGGUUUCUCGAAGCCAGAGAACCAAAGCUUGUUGAAAAUACCAAGACAACGAUGUUUAUUCGCGGUGGACGGACGAGUGAAAAAGUUACUCAGGCACUGAAAGAUUUGGUGAGUAAUUACCAGUCCUUAUACAAAGGUUUAAUAUGCGAGUAAGUUGAUAUUUGAUAUUUCUAACUUUAAUUGCAUGGCAGCACAAAAUGUUUCAAUAUUGAGCAAUAACCAUUGUGUUUUGUUUAGUGUAUGCUCAAAAAACCGCAUUCUGUAUUGUUUAGAAGGUGAGAAGAAUGUCAAGCAUGCUCUGUAGAGAUUUUGUAUAAUAUAAUACACCCUUUUGAUGACCAUAUCACAGAAUAGACUACACAGAAGCCUGACUUGGUUUUUCCUAUGAUUUUCCAAUGACCUUGGGCGUAACCGUAAUUCGUCAUCAAAAUGCUAACACCAUGGUCCUAGCCAGUGCACGUUUCAGAGGCAUUCACCCCCCUGAUGAUAUUCAAAAUGGCAGACGUCCUGGGGGGAAUGCCUCUCAAACACGCACUGGCUAGAACCAAGGCAUCAGUAUUUUGAUGAUGAAUCAUGGCGUGGCAGCGGUUACUCGAGUCUGCCUUCUGUGUGUCUUUAUUCUGUAACCAGGCCCACAUGCCAAAGACAGACUUGUGACAUCAUUAUCAUGAAUCACGACGAUAGCCUUUUGUCUUGAUAAUUUUUAUUUCAAUUCCAGGAAAAAUGUCUUGCGACCAUUUGAAGAUGAAACUUCUCUUGUAAGUCACAAGAAUUUCAGCAAAUGUAUGAGAAGGGUCUAUCCCUGCAUUUUUAUUAAACACAAUUUUUUAAUGGUGUUGGAAUAUACUAAAAUAUAUCAUAGUAAUAGUAUAAAAAUAAUAUUUUCCAGGAAUUUUUUUCAAAGAAAAAUGAUGCAUCAACAUUUGUAUUUGGCUCACAUUCCAAGAAAAGACCUCACAAUCUUGUAUUUGGUUAGUAGAACAUCAAUGGCUUUGGAGAAUUUUAAAGCUUUCAUUUUUGGUUUAAAUGUUUUUAUGUCAAAUUAUAAGGACGGUUUUUUGAUGGACAUAUCUUGGACAUGGUUGAGUUAGGCAUUGAAAAGUUUGCUUCAUUACAAGAAUUUAAGGUAUGUGAAAUUCUGUUGUGUUUAAUAAAAGAGCUCUCACAUAUUGUACCUUUAUCAGUGCAAUAAUAGAGUGACAUGUCACUGAUAUUGUUUUUGUCACUGAUACUGCUUUUUGUCCCAAAUAUUGUUGCACUGGGGCAAUGAUUAAUACUCUAACAAAUUCUGACUGUGAUAAAGGCACAAGUAUAUAAUAAACAGGUUAUCAUAAUCUGGAUGAGGCAACAUCAGUUUUAUCACCUUUAGUAUGAUAUCAUAAAUUUCCCUUAUGCACUGUGGUCACAAGUCUGGUCACUUGUGACAUUUAUGAUACCGUCCCUCAAGCGAUAAUUCUGAUAUUGCCCCGCCCCUCACAUGGUAACCUACUUACCUAUACAUAUGACAGUGACAUAAUUGUUUGUAUUGAAGACUGAGAAGUGUGCAGCAGGCACCAAACCUUGCCUGGUUUUUGUUGGUGAGGUAUUUGAUUCUGAUCCAGAAUAUGCCAGACUAAAGAAUCUUCUGAUAGGUUAGUUCUUGUUAACUGUAUAUGAAAAUUCAGAUAUCUGUUAUUACUCCUUUAAGGGUCUCCUAAUUAUGAGAGAUAAGAAAUUGAACAAAUAGGAUACUUUGGUAUGUUUAUAAAAUGGUUGUUUUUCUUAUUCUUGUCCAGACAUGUUUCGUGGUCCUAAUGCUGAAAACGUGAGAUUACAAGGUUUGGAACAUGUUAUACAGUUUACUGAGCUGGAUGGAAAAAUAUUCCUACGAAGUUAUAGGUGUGUAUACAAAAUCUAAACUAAUUACUUGCAAGUGAGAAGAAAAGAAUUUCAUUCAAAUUUGUGGUUUGAGUUUUAGAAUUCAAUUAAAGAAAUCAGGGACAAGAACGCCACGAGUUGAAUUGGAGGAAAUAGGACCAUCUCUUGAUCUUGUUAAAAGACGGGUUAAGUUGGCAUCUGAUGAUCUUUGGAAGAGAGCCGUUAAGAAACCCAAAACUCUUAAGGUCCGUGUCAAAGUUGUUCAGUUUAUAUUGGAUAAAAAAAUUGCGGUUGCCAUAGAGUAUUAUAAUAAAACAGAAUUGACACUCUGAACAUUGUACUGGGCAGCUCUAUCAGUUCUAAACUGUUCUUCCUAGACAUCUUUGUCUUGGCCUUUUGUUUUCUAAACGGCACUAAUGACGAUUUGGCCUAAUUAUUCAUCUAACCUACCAACCCUGAUAAGUUCUAAACUGUUCUCCCUAGACGUUCAGUAUCAGGGUCAUUGUCUAUUGUUCCAGUGGAGUCCUGCGGUGUUUGAUCGAGUCAAAGUGGAACCAAUUUUGCAAGCGCUUACAACCCUUCUCUCUUUUACUUUUAGCCAAAGAAGACGAAAAAUGUUUCCCACGAUUCAUUCGGUUCAAAACUGGCCAAUAUACACAUGCAACGGCAGGACUACAGCAAACUACAAACACGCAAGAUGAAAGGAUUGAAAAGAAAACCUGAUCAUCAGAAAGAUAACAGUCGCGCUAAGAAACAGAGGACAGCAAAGCGAAGAUGA